UUUUUUUUUAUUUAAUUAGUUCCAGAAAGCGACACCAAUUACAAACAAUCUGUUACAUUUCCCUUCAGUGCGUCGGUGUUUAAUUUAAAAGUAUUCAAUCUAAUAUUUUACUCCACGGUUGUUGAUCUGCGCUGCUGUUUUAAAACUUUACAUCUCCCCCUCCUCUAAACAACACACAGCUCUGUGUGAUUCGGUUGGUUGCGCGAGCUGCGCUCUGAUUGGCCGCCGGCUCCUGAUUGUCAUGCUGCCAAUCUACAUCACAUGGUCCGGCCUAUUAACAGAUGAGCUUGGCGAACAAGUUUACAGACUUCUGUUUCAGAGCCGUGGGGGACAGAUCAGCUUUGAGCGGACCAACGCCAGAGGUUCCGGCAGACGACACAUUUACCUCUUUGGGCAGAACUUUUUUUCGCCUUCUUAUGAGACCGGUCAGUACCUCUACCUCUUUCACGUCCGGCGCUAUUUUGUGAACUUUUUUUUAUGUGCCUGUGAGUGAACUCUAAAAGCCGCCUGAAUGUAUAACAUGAUGGAAACCGAGAUCAAGACCCCGCUCCCGCAGUCCAACUCGGGCUCGGCGCCGGGCGCAAAGAACAACAGCGCCAGCGACCAGGAGCGCGUGAAGCGGCCGAUGAACGCGUUCAUGGUGUGGUCGCGCGGGCAGCGGCGGAAGAUGGCACAGGAGAACCCCAAAAUGCACAACUCCGAAAUCAGCAAGCGGCUCGGCGCCGACUGGAAACUUCUGACCGACGCCGAAAAGCGGCCGUUCAUCGACGAGGCCAAGCGGCUGCGCGCCAUGCACAUGAAGGAGCAUCCGGAUUAUAAAUACCGUCCCCGCAGGAAGACCAAGACUUUGCUCAAGAAAGACAAGUACUCUUUGCCCGGAGGUCUGCUGGCGCCUGGAGCCAACGCCGUCAACAACUCGGUGUCGGUGGGCCAGCGGAUGGACGGUUACGCGCACAUGAACGGCUGGACGAACAGCGCGUACUCCCUCAUGCAGGACCAGCUGGCCUACCCGCAGCAUCACGGCAUGAACAGCCCGCAGAUCCCGCAGAUGCACCGGUACGAGAUGGCGGGGCUCCAGUACCCCAUGAUGUCGUCGGCGCAGACCUACAUGAACGCGGCGUCCACGUACAGCAUGUCCCCGGCGUACACGCAGCAGAGCACCAACGCCAUGGGCCUGAGCUCCAUGGCGUCCGUGUGCAAGACCGAGCCGAGCUCGCCGCCGCCGGCGAUCACGUCCCACUCUCAGCGGGCGUGUUUGGGGGACCUGCGGGAUAUGAUAAGCAUGUACCUGCCUCCCGGCGGGGACAGCGCGGAGCAUUCCUCCCUCCAGAGCAGCCGGUUACACAGCGUCCAUCCGCAUUAUCAGACCGCAGGGACGGGCGUCAAUGGGACGCUACCGCUCACUCACAUCUGAGAGCAACAGACUUGAAACUUUAAAAAAAAAAAAAAAAGUACUUGGAUACUUGAACAUUUUUGGUUGCUAAAGAUGCAGCGUUCAGCAGUUCGGUUCUUAGACGAUUUUAUCUCACUGUCUUGGGUUUGUCCAUUUUAAACGAAGUCUUUUUAAAUGGACCGAAAGCUGAAAGUGACCGCUGAGCCCUUCAGAAUAAACUGCGCUACAAAGAGUAUAAGCAAUCAACUUUAAUUGUAGAAGAAUUGGACUUCUAUAUUUUAAAUAAUGCCAUAUUUUCAUUCUAUGAAAAGGCAUGUGGCCUCGUGAAGAGGCUGGUGUAUUUCAGAAAAGCUGGAUGGAAAGUUGCUUCAUAAAUGUUUACACCUAAUUUGUAGAAUGUCAGUUGUCUCGACUGUGUCCAAAUUUUGUAGUUUUUUUUCUCCCUCUGCCCCUCAUGACUUAGGUUAAAAUGAAACGUUAAGACUGUGCGGGUCGCAAACGCAAGUUUUAUUUAUAGUAAGUUUCUUUUUAGCUUGUGAACCCGAUGUUUUGUCACGUGAAAAAUGUUCAAUUUUUGUUUUUGUAAAAUAUUCUGUUUUGUGAUGGUUUUGACAGUGUCAUGUUUACUCAUUUUCCUGAACGAAAUGUUUAUUUAAACUGACGUUUCUACAUAUUUUAAGACCAUCCUCUAUUCUUAAAUGCUGAAUAAAUUUGUACGAAAACAAGA
This is a messenger RNA of Betta splendens (Siamese fighting fish), 2120 nucleotides long. It is a transcript of the gene sox3, whose product is annotated as SRY-box transcription factor 3. The coding region runs from base 512 to 1414 and encodes 300 amino acids. Gene Ontology annotation, molecular function: DNA-binding transcription factor activity, RNA polymerase II-specific; RNA polymerase II cis-regulatory region sequence-specific DNA binding. The record is from RefSeq and is a predicted model, not a curated record. The transcript has a single exon. Gene Ontology annotation, biological process: anatomical structure morphogenesis; regulation of DNA-templated transcription; cell differentiation. NCBI's taxonomy places the organism in Eukaryota, Metazoa, Chordata, Actinopteri, Anabantiformes, Osphronemidae.